ACCACACUGCUCUCUCUUUGCGCCACAAAUAGUUCCUUUGACACAAGCCACAUUAACCGGGCUUACAGUGACCGAGUCACCCUUGAUCGGAUGUUCUGCUCAGACAUGGCGACACUUUGUAGAAAUUGUUAUACGUGAGGUUUUUUUUUGGGUAAACCUGCACUUUUACGCACUUAAUUUACGAGUGGAUUUCGUAAGAGAGUUUUAAGGGGUUAGUGUUUGGCUUUUUCCCCUUGACUUUCCUUAGAGGUAAACUCUGCCGGUAUGUUUUCUCUCUUGUACGGAUUGUUGUGUUUGUGUGCGCUGGGCUGCGGACAACUAGCGACUAACAACCAGGCGGACGAUGGGAAGCGAUACAUCUGCCGGGCAAUACCCCUCAGCGGCGAUGCCAGUUGCCCCGUGACAUUAUUACCCGAGCUAAACGCCGGCAGCCAGGAAGAGGAGCUGAGAAAUACUGUCAUGCAGCUACGAGAGACAAUUUUACAGCAGAAAGAAACGAUUUCCAAACAGAUAGGCACCAUCAACGAGCUAACCACCAAGCUGUCCCUCUGUGCCUCAUCCACCGACGAUAGGAAAUACGACAAGGGGGCUUCCUGGGGCAAAGAGAAGCAAAACACAAUGGGAGAUGUUCCCAGAGAUCCAAAUGACACAAUCGACAGUCUUGGAAAAACCAUGCAAGGGCUCAAGGACCGGUUGGAGAACUUGGAGCAACAGCAUCUGCGGGCCAACGUAUCCGGCGCCUCGUUCCCCAGUGAGCUCCGCGACCUGCUGCAGCGUCGCCUCAGGGAGCUGGAGAAGCAGCUCCUGAAGAAAGUCAGCAACCUGGAGGAGGAGAAGAGCAUGCUGUCCAAUGCCACAGCCGCCUACAGGCUGAAGACGGAGAGCACGCUGAGUGCCCUGGUGGACAGGAUCAGCGAGCUGGAGAAAGGAGGAGGAGACUUCAAGUCCCCAGAGCAGUUUAAACUGUCCCUCCCCCAGCGGACCAACUACUUGUAUGGCCGCAUCACCAAGAGCCUGCCAGAGAUGUACGCUUUCACGCUCUGCAUGUGGAUCAAGUCCAGCGCCAGUCCUGGCAUAGGGACGCCGUUCUCUUACGGUGUACCGGGACAAGCCAAUGAGAUUGUGCUGAUCGAAUGGGGCAAUAACCCGAUAGAGCUGCUUAUCAAUGACAAGGUCGCACAGUUACCUUUGGAGGUACGUGAUGGAAAGUGGCACCACAUCUGCAUCGCCUGGACCACAAGGGACGGACAAUGGGACGCUUACCAAGAUGGAGGGAAGCUGGGAAGCGGGGACAACCUGGCCGCCUGGCACCCAAUCAAACCCGGGGGGGUCAUCAUCCUGGGGCAGGAGCAGGACGUGGUGGGCGGGCGCUUUGAUGCCGGACAGGCCUUCGUGGGCGAGCUGAGUCAGGUGAACAUGUGGGACCGUGUUCUGAAGCCGGUCGAGAUCCAGUCCAUGGCUAACUGCAGCUCUUAUGUCGCUGGGAAUGUGAUCUCCUGGCUAGCAACCAACGUUGAAGUCUUUGGCAGGGGAGCGUUCAAGCGGCCCCUGGAGAUGUGUCAGGAGCGCCUGCCUAACGCUUAAAACUCUUGUGCCUCUCUUUAGAUUAGCUGCUGUUUCCGUCCACUCAGCAUUUGUUUAUUGUCUGCUCGGUGGUUCACAGACUUUACGUUGCAGUUUUGUUUAUAUCUGUUCUGCACAGAGAGAUGUUUGAUGAUCAUGAGGUCAUGUGGAGACUGAACGCCGUCAUUGACCGGCGGCACAGACUGACUAAAGUACAAUCUUUCAACACACCCACCACUAAGGUUCAAGUUCCCUUUAGGUAUCGGUGCUAAGACAUCCUUUACUGUACAUCCUCAUCCCCACACAGACUCCCACACACCCCUCCCUCCACACUCGAGAGCUUCUCGGUAAUGAAAAUCCACUGUAGUCCGGCGCAGACGCACUGCUACUACAACAAGGUCCAGACGAGCUGACAGUUUGGCAUUAACAUGUGAGUGGGUGUUGCGUGCAGUGUGGGAGUAAAGGGAGGAAAGAUUAAAGGUCUGGCUAAUGUUAUGUCUAUUGCUUAACUAGGGAAUGGGCUUAGAGCCAACUUCAAUCACACCUGUUAUCCUGACAUGUCAAAGGGAGUACAACUGGGAGCGAUUUGACACUUUGUCUGUUAUGUGUCGCUGGUAGUUAGAGCAUGAUGUAACUUAAUGAUAUGGCAGGAGCGCUACUGUUGACCCAGUUUUACAGCCUUCAUUUAAGUUUAAACGCUUCAUUCUUAGCGUACAUGACCAGUGAUACUAGCGAGUCUAUCACAGUGCUUUCUAUCCUUGCCUUUAUUCAUUGGAAUGAAACCUGUUUAAAUGGUGGAAAUAUAUCCAUUGCUUCAUUGUUGUGAGAUAUCUCGAUUUGUAACAACUUAAACCGAUCAAGACUUUCAAAAAUGUAUUUUCAAUGUGUCGUGUCAUUUUACGAUAUUAAGUGUCCAGAGAAAUGUUUUUUAUUUCUGUAAUCUCUAUUUUUAGCACAUGUGUAAGGCUUUGUCUGUCCUGUCAUGUGGCCUUCUUAUGGAGACCUAAGUGCCAUUAAAUGUUUUCUAAGUGUUUAGAAAAUCCUUUGCUUUGCCAAUAAAUGAAAAUGACUGC
Messenger RNA from Cottoperca gobio, 2636 nucleotides. RefSeq names its product neuronal pentraxin IIb (gene nptx2b). NCBI's taxonomy places the organism in Eukaryota, Metazoa, Chordata, Actinopteri, Perciformes, Bovichtidae. The transcript is spliced from 5 exons. The coding region runs from base 265 to 1584 and encodes 439 amino acids. The record is from RefSeq and is a predicted model, not a curated record.